Molecule: messenger RNA, 2086 nt
Organism: Alnus glutinosa
Lineage: Eukaryota; Viridiplantae; Streptophyta; Magnoliopsida; Fagales; Betulaceae
Product: calcium-dependent protein kinase 29
Exons: 8
Coding region: 249-1799 (516 amino acids)
Biological process (GO): intracellular signal transduction; protein autophosphorylation; peptidyl-serine phosphorylation
Cellular component (GO): nucleus; cytoplasm
Molecular function (GO): calcium-dependent protein serine/threonine kinase activity; calmodulin binding; calcium/calmodulin-dependent protein kinase activity
Source: RefSeq, a predicted model, not a curated record
CAGGCAAAAUUCUCUCUCUCUCUCUCUCUCUCUCUCUAGCAAAACGUAGCAGAGCAAAAAGAAGAAUGAUGCCCAGGGCCAUCCAUAGGGCAAAAGCAAAGCACAUAUAGAAGGAAUAUGUAGAACCAAGCAAACAAACAAGUCCGAAUUUAAAUAUGCUCUUCCAACUGAUACGAACCCACCAACCAAAAAUCCUGAAAAAGCACCACCUGAAAGUCUGAAACUUCUUGCUCUGUCUCUCUCUCUCAAUGGGACUCUGCUUCCGCAAACCCCGUGACGUCCCAAUCUCAUCCACCUCCGCCUCUGGCUCUGAGUCACCUCCUCAUCACUCCCGCCAAGUCUCCAACAACACCCAAGAACCUUAUGUCCCAACUCCAAGCAAAUCAGCCUCUUCUAAAGCUACGCCGUCCUCUAAAGAUACUGGAGACAUUCUCGGCAAACGGUACGUUGACAUAAACUCCAUAUACGUUAUUGAAAAAGAACUGGGGAGGGGUCAGUUUGGGAUUACCUAUCUCUGUACGGAAAAGGCCACGGGCCGGAAAUACGCGUGCAAGUCCAUAGCCAGGAGGAAGCUUGUGAAUCAGAAAGAUAUAGAGGACGUUAGGAGGGAGAUUCUGAUACUGCAGCACCUGACAGGGCAACCCAACAUUGUGGAAUUCAAGGGCGCUUAUGAGGACAAGCAGAAUCUGUAUUUGGUGAUGGAGUUGUGCUCCGGCGGCGAGCUCUUCGACCGCAUUAUCGCCAAGGGGAGCUACUCCGAGCGCGAGGCGGCGUCGAUUGGUAGGCAGAUUGUGAAUGUUGUUCAUGCGUGCCAUUUCAUGGGGGUGAUGCAUAGGGACUUGAAGCCUGAGAAUUUCUUGAUGGUGAGCAAGGAUGACAACUCUCCAAUCAAAGCCACUGAUUUUGGACUCUCUGUCUUCAUUGAGGAAGGGAAAGUGUACAGGGAUAUUGUUGGAAGUGCAUACUAUGUGGCACCAGAGGUGUUGCAUCGGAGCUAUGGGAAGGAGAUGGAUGUUUGGAGUGCUGGAGUCAUUUUGUACAUCCUUCUAGGUGGGGCCCCUCCUUUUUGGGCUGAGACCGAGAAAGGCAUAUUUGAGGCAAUUUUAGCAGGCAAACUUGACUUGAAAAGCCCACCAUGGCCAUCGAUAUCUACUGGUGCAAAGGAUCUCAUCAGCAAAAUGUUAACGAUGGAACCUAAGAAACGGAUUACUGCUGCUGAGGCUCUUGAGCAUCCAUGGUUGAAGGAAGAUGGUGAAGCAUCUGACAGACCUAUUGAUAGUGCCGUUCUAAUUAGGAUGAAGCAAUUUAGGGCAAUGAACAAGCUGAAAAAACUCGCUCUAAAGGUUAUCGCAGAGAACCUUUCAGAGGAAGAAAUCAAGGGCUUGAAACAGAUGUUCAACAACAUGGACACUGAUAAAAGCGGUUCGAUCACAUUGGACGAACUCAAAACUGGAUUGUCCAGGCUAGGAUCUAAGCUUACUGAAAUAGAAAUUAAGCAGCUGAUGGAUGCUGCUGAUGUUGACAAGAGCGGGACUAUUGAUUACCAUGAAUUCAUUACUGCUACUAUGCAUCGGCACAGACUUGAUAAGGAAGAAAAUUUGCGUAAGGCGUUUCAGUACUUUGACAAGGAUGAAAGCGGAUUUAUUACUAGAGAUGAGCUAAGACUAGCUAUGGCUGAUUAUGGAAUGGGGGAUGAAGCUACUAUAGACGAAGUGAUUGAAGAUGUCGAUACUGAUAAAGACGGAAAAAUCAAUUAUGAGGAGUUUGUAGCCAUGAUGAGACAGGGAACAACAUCAUAAUCAACACAAAUGAGCUAAUUGUUUAUAUCAUGUACAAAAAUAAAACUCCCAAAGCUCUAUGGGGCUUGCCUUCGAUCUGCUAGAGGAUCAAUCUCCAAUCUCUCCCAUGUUGUAUUAAUAUCUGUUCCUCUACCAAUGUCAAUAAACUCUUUACAAUACUGUUGUUAUUAUGUGUACUUGUGUUUUGUCUUUGCUCUUUUUCAUAAUACUUGUGAUUACUUGUAAAAAAACUGUUCGCUUCAAAAUGGAAUACAUCUAUAAAAGAAAUGCUAGAUGUUAUAAUUUUA